Cicer arietinum (chickpea) is the source of this 1466-nucleotide messenger RNA. Its product is annotated as mitochondrial uncoupling protein 5. NCBI's taxonomy places the organism in Eukaryota, Viridiplantae, Streptophyta, Magnoliopsida, Fabales, Fabaceae. The record is from RefSeq and is a predicted model, not a curated record. Gene Ontology annotation, biological process: transmembrane transport.
UUGAAGCAGUAACCUAGAUACUUCCAAAGAACAAACCAACUAUAAAACCCCCCUCAACCUUUCUUCUUUUCUCCACACAAAAACUACAGCAUAUGUCUCAAAGGCCUUCCGUUCCUCACUCUUCUUCUAUAGCUUGUGGUCUCCAUUCUCAUCUCCUGGUCUCCAGUGAGAUGAACUCUAACUCCAAUUGGUCCUAUUCUAAUUGCCACUAGUUAUUAUUAGAUCUACAAUUAUUUCAUUCUUUUUCUCCUAAAUUUUUUUCUAUUCUUUCAAACCUUUUUCUCAAAAAAACCAAAGCAUCAUGGGUGUCAAAGGUUUUGUUGAAGGAGGCAUUGCUUCCAUUAUCGCAGGUUGUUCCACCCACCCACUUGAUUUAAUCAAGGUUCGUAUGCAGCUCCAAGGCGAAAACGCUCCCAAACCGAACCCGGUUCAUAACCUCCGACCGGCACUUGCUUUCCAAACCGGAACAACUUCCAUCCACGUGGGGCCUACUCCGCUCCCACAACCUCGUGUGGGUCCCAUCUCAGUUGGUGUACGUCUCGUCCAACAAGAAGGCGUCCGAGCUCUCUUCUCCGGCGUCUCCGCCACCGUGCUCCGGCAGACUCUCUACUCCACCACCAGGAUGGGCCUUUACGACAUCCUUAAGACUAAAUGGUCAGAUCAAGCUAGCGGUAACAUGCCGCUGGCUCGCAAAAUCGAGGCCGGACUCAUUGCCGGCGGAGUCGGAGCCGCGAUUGGAAACCCUGCCGAUGUAGCCAUGGUUCGAAUGCAAGCCGAUGGAAGACUUCCAUCGGCUCAGCGUCGGAACUACAAAUCUGUCGUGGACGCCAUUACAAGAAUGGCGAAACAGGAGGGCGUGACAAGUCUCUGGCGCGGUUCAUCUUUAACAGUGAACCGCGCUAUGUUAGUCACGGCCUCCCAAUUAGCCUCCUACGAUCAAUUCAAGGAGAUGAUUCUCGAGAAGGGAGUGAUGCGUGAUGGACUUGGGACCCACGUGACAGCGAGUUUUGCGGCGGGAUUUGUGGCGGCGGUGGCAAGUAACCCAGUGGAUGUUAUUAAAACGAGGGUGAUGAAUAUGAAGGUGGAGGCAGGUAAGGAAGCACCUUAUGCUGGUGCUUUGGAUUGUGCUUUGAAAACGGUUCGUGCUGAAGGUCCUAUGGCUCUUUACAAAGGGUUUAUACCUACAAUUUCGAGGCAGGGUCCUUUCACUGUUGUUCUUUUUGUUACUCUUGAGCAGGUUCGCAAGUUGUUCAAAGAUUUCUGAGUAAGUAGAUCGAUGAUGAUGACGAAGAUUUUUAGUUUAAGUUUCGAUUCCAAUAAACUCUGUUUGAAAUUAUUUUCCUAGUGUUCUGUUGUUAUGAAAUGGUAAUUUUGUUAUAAUGUUAUUUGAUUAAUGAAAGUGGCAUUCAACAAACAAUUUAAGGAAUAUUUUUAAAUUGAGAAUUUGACAGUUUGACCACAGCAAA